CUAUCCAUCCUCUCCUCCUCCCCGAUCUGCCCCGCCCCGCUUCGUCCCGAUCUGUUCCUUCCUCUCCUCCCCGAUCCGCCCCCUGCAUCCCCUUCCUACUACCGCGGUCCCGAUCCGCCGCCGCCACCGCCACCGCCGCCGCUAGGAGUAGCAGAUGGCUAGGGGGAAAGACCGCGGCGCACCGCUGGGUGGUGGUGGUGUCGGCCCUCCACCGACGGCUGCCUCCUCAGCCCUUCCUCGGAGGGUUACGCGUGCUUCUGCGUCCCUCGCCGCCGGGAACCUGAGGCCCGCUGAGGCCACCGCCGGGAAGCAGAGACUUCCCGGAUCCGCCGCUGCCGCCACCGUCGGGAAACAUACCGACCUGAAAGUCGGCGCCGCCCCUGUCUCCGCCUCCGCCUCCUCAGGCCUCUCAAAGGAAGAGGAAUGUUUUGUGAACAAUUUUAUAUAUCUGAUGAACCGCAAACCAAGUGAAUUGUAUAAGCUUUAUGCUGAUGAUGCUGAACUGAAUUGGAAUUUCGAUGGCCGUCGAAUUGAACUGAAAACGAAUGAGACUAUCAGGAAGUUUCUAUCCGAUGCAGCCCCCCAGAGGCAAUUUGGUGCUGUAGAUUGUAAAGUGCAGUCAGUUGUCACUCUCAGCUCUUCUUUACUGACUGUCUAUGGAAUUUGCGACGCGCUUGAUUGUAAGCCUCGAAUUUUUGUUCAAACGUUUCUACUUCGGCGCCCGGAUUUGUUGAUCUUGAAUGAUGCACUGACUGUCCUCUUGUUAUGUGUACCAGAAAGUGACAUUUCUAAAAAGCCCCAGCGUCAUAUAUCAAACAACCGUUGUGGUGUUUGCAACAACGAAUGGCAUAGCAGUGACCCUAAAAGCUGGGUCCAAUGCAGCAAUUGCUUGACAUGGCUUCACAUUGAGUGUGACCCCGUGUGCUGUGAUGAUGUGGAGAUUUUGGAAAAAUUAAAUUAUUUGUGCCCAUUCUGUAUGUCUCAGUUUCAAAGCAUAUUGGCAGUACAACACACUUCAACUGGAAAUUUUUCUGAACCCAUACCAGUGUCCUGUUUAGCCAAGCAUGGAGUGUAUAUGCCAGAAAAAAACAAGGUAUUAUGUCACUGCAAUGAUUGCUCGGAAGAAGCUAAGCUUAGGUCAAUGACAGCAUGAGAGAGACACUGCGGCUCAGA
This is a messenger RNA of Triticum aestivum (bread wheat), 1173 nucleotides long. RefSeq lists its product as uncharacterized. NCBI's taxonomy places the organism in Eukaryota, Viridiplantae, Streptophyta, Magnoliopsida, Poales, Poaceae. The transcript is spliced from 11 exons. The record is from RefSeq and is a predicted model, not a curated record. Bases 155 to 1153 code for a protein of 332 amino acids.